CCUAUGAUCAUCAUACCUGUAGCCGGCGCCUUUUUUUUAAAAUUUUCACUUGUGUGGAAGGAUAGCUUGAUAUGCUUGUCAAGAAUUUCAAGGAAAUUCUAACACCAAAGUACCAGUACCCAUCUGCCGAUCCAUGACCAAGGGCAAGAACAGGAAGAUGACGAGGGCCCGAAUUUUUCUUUCGUUUCUUCUGGUUGGUCUGCAUUUAGUACCGGCUAUUUCCGGGAGGAAGCUCGCACAAACUGAAACCGGGGAGAGCAACAGCAAGACCACAAUCUUCGAGUUGUUACCGAAGAAAUGCAAUCACACCAAUGAAUUUGCUCCGGAAUGGGCGAAGGACAAGAUUCCAGUGGUUCUUUCUUUUUUUUCCUGGUGUUUCUUUCGAUUCUGUCCCUUGUUUUCGCCGCUGCUACUCUAGCUGCAGCCAGGAUAAGCAUGAGAUCAUAAAGAAAUAUGAAAAUGCUGGCACCUAUUAAAUUAAAGGGUCAAACACAAUCAAUGAAUGAAAAAUCAUCUCACUUCAACUUGUACACAGUUUGCUCUGAAGCAUAUCCUGGCGGCGCGAAGGAAUCAGGAAUCCCUGGAUGAGACACCGACGCUGGUGUGGGUCCGUCGAAUCUGCACCUUUUCGAGCAUCUUCUUCCUCAUGCUUUUGUGGUGCAUUGCAGCUCCCGAGCGGUUCUCCACGGGGCUCUACAAAUUCGUCCUGGACUACGAGAGAGAAAAAAUGAACAUCACUUUUGAUAGUGAAAGACGCGUCCAUCAUUUCCAUGCAUUUAUUGAUUUGACAAUGAAGCAGCCCCGAGCUCGAGGGCGACGUGGUAGAGAUCGGGCGACGUCGAGAACAGCACCAUAGGCAUAGCUCAUGCAGAUCAUGUGACCACAUUGCUCAUCUAUCAUCAUCACGAUGAAAUCCUCUGUACUAGAUGAGACACCCAAAAAUACCGACGUGGAAUCUUGUUCAUCAAUGGCAUUGAACAAGAUUCCACGAGGUGUUGAUGACAUGAUGGAAGUCACUAUCGAUAAUAUUUUUCCAUUUGACACGCAUAACGAGAAGACCAAGGUGGACCUGACAAUCCUGGCGCCGCUGGAGACCCGCAAGGAACGGGCCAUCAAGAGCCGUCCCGUGGCGCAUCUGUCCGGUAGCCGAGUGCAGCCCAGGAGCGAGGAUGGAGAAGAAGAAGCCAUUUCGCGGAGCAGGGCGUCGAAAAAGCGGGCUGCAAACGACGGUAAGUCCAAUUUAAGUUUUUCUCUAGUCCUAUUCGCUUUUUCAGGAACGGUUUGCGUAUUGUCAGCGUAUUAUUUCCGGAAAGAAAAAAAUGUUGAAAAAGAAAAACCGGAUAAUUGUAAUUCAUCAAAUAAUUCAACAAAACUUUCUUUAGAAAAAAAUGAAAAAUCAAAACUCAAUAACAGACGCCAUCUCGUCGAAAAGCGUCGACUAAUCUCGGAGCAAUGUCGACUGUGA
This is a messenger RNA of Amoebophrya sp. A120, 1465 nucleotides long. The record is from the annotation of a GenBank genome assembly. NCBI's taxonomy places the organism in Eukaryota, Dinophyceae, Syndiniales, Amoebophryaceae.